This is a messenger RNA of Penicillium verrucosum, 678 nucleotides long. RefSeq lists its product as uncharacterized. The coding region runs from base 1 to 678 and encodes 225 amino acids. The record is from RefSeq and is a predicted model, not a curated record. Gene Ontology annotation, molecular function: 3-beta-hydroxy-Delta5-steroid dehydrogenase (NAD+) activity. Gene Ontology annotation, biological process: steroid biosynthetic process. The transcript has 4 exons. Lineage: Eukaryota; Fungi; Ascomycota; Eurotiomycetes; Eurotiales; Aspergillaceae.
AUGCAGGUAGAUAUCACUUCAUCUGAAGCAUUGAGCAGUGCAUUUGAGACUGUGAAAGGAGAUAUCGUUGUCCACAAUGCUGGCGUCCCAAAUUUGGCCGAACGGUUCAGGCGCCGACUUGAGCAGGAGGCUUCUGCGGAAGCACUCGUUCUAAAGGCCUCCAGCAGCAAAAUGGUGACAUGUGCCCUUCGACCAUCGGUACUCAGCGUACCAGGAGGCUACCACUUCAAUUUGUGGGAUAUCACCCACGUUGACAAUGCCGCCGAUGCUCACGUCCUAGCCAUAGAGGAUCUGCUACCAUCCUGCACAGCUGCAGGCGAGGCCUUUUUCUUUCAGAAUAACGAGCCUAUUGUCUCUCGGGAUUUAUGCCUGGCAAUCUGGGCGCAUUUUGGCCACGUCCCGCCUUUUGAGAUGCGUAUCCCAGAGAGACUGGCUUACUUUUCCGGACUGGCGUGUGAGACGGUCACCUGGUUGAUGAGGACAACAACUUUGAGCCGGGGGAUUGUACAAGAUACAUGUGCCACUCGGUAUGCUAGUGGCAACAAAGCUAAGGAGAACCUGGGGUACGAGGCACGCAUUGGUAUCAAAGAAGCCAUCCGUUUGAGUUGCGAGAAUUAUACUUCUCAUCUCAGGGUAAAAUCACCUAUCCUCAAUGGUCGAAGCCGGCAAAAACAGUAA